Molecule: messenger RNA, 1054 nt
Organism: Pocillopora verrucosa
Lineage: Eukaryota; Metazoa; Cnidaria; Anthozoa; Scleractinia; Pocilloporidae
Source: RefSeq, a predicted model, not a curated record
AUGUUAAGCGAACGGGGCUGCCAAAUAACCAACAGUUGUAAAAAUGGAGGUGCUUGCGUGUACGACGAGAAAAAACAAACUUAUUCAUGCAAGUGCAAGCCGCCUUGGACCGGAGAAACUUGUGCUAAGCUGGUUACCUGUGACAGCCAUCCCUGCAAAAACAGUGGAACUUGCACAGACAAAGUCAACGAAUAUAACUGCAGCUGUGCACCAGGAUUUUACGGGACACAGUGUGAAAAGAUUGAAGGCCUGUCUUGCUCAUCAGCUUACCGAAUGGUCUUUGGACAGCCUAGCAUAAAGAGUUACGCCAGCAUAACAAACGCCAUCUCGUCUAGUCUCUCGGAAUUUACCAUGUGCCUUUUUGUCAAAAUGAAGGAGACAAAUUUGAGUGGUGGCCAGUGCCUCUACAGUUAUGCGACUACUGGAGCACCUAAUGGGAAUGCCUUCUACGUUUGUCUGUAUCAAACAGGAAUUAUUAUAUCUAUAGACUCUGAAACAGACACCAGAGUCAAAAUUAUUGAUACCAUGUGGCAUCACAUUUGUGUUACCUGGAAAAACACCAAAGGCAAUUGGCAGUUUUAUAUGGAUGGACAACUUCAAAGCAAUGGAACAGACCUGAAGAAAAAUCAUCCGAUACCACACAGCGGAACAGUUGUCAUUGGACAAGAUCAAGAUAAAGUCGGAGGGAAAUUUGAUACCAAAGAGAGCUUUGGUCCGGGUGAGGUAACAGAAGUCAAUCUUUGGAGCAGAGUCCUUUCAGGGGAUGAAAUUGCAACUCAGAAGGCAAACUGUGACAUCGCACAAGCAAGCCUUGUUCUCUGGUGGGGACAAUUUAAAGGAACCUUUACUGGUGUGAAAAUAGUCGAGCCUUAAAAGUGAUAGGAUUUUCAACACCAGCAUCUUGUUUACGACAAACUGUUUAUCAUAGAAAGAGAUCCCGGCUUCCUCGAACAAGGAACACCUAAACACUGAUCAAUAUCUUCAUACAUGUUAAAUAGCUUUGACCACUCGUAUUGUGGGGUCCAACAAUUGUUAUUACACAGAUGACAGCCCU